Messenger RNA from Uncinocarpus reesii 1704, 1041 nucleotides. RefSeq lists its product as uncharacterized. The coding region runs from base 1 to 1041 and encodes 346 amino acids. The transcript is spliced from 2 exons. Gene Ontology annotation, molecular function: zinc ion binding; oxidoreductase activity. Gene Ontology annotation, cellular component: mitochondrion. Lineage: Eukaryota; Fungi; Ascomycota; Eurotiomycetes; Onygenales; Onygenaceae. The record is from RefSeq and is a predicted model, not a curated record.
AUGCGUGCGAUUCAAGUGAGCGAAUAUGUCAAGGGACCCCUUGACCUUAGGGUCACAACGCUACCAACACCGACACCCGCGCCGGAUCAAUAUCUGAUCCAAGUUCACUCCGCUGGCACCAACUUUUUCGACCUCCUCCAAAUCCAAGGCAAAUAUCAACAUCAGCCACCCCUGCCAUGGAUUUCUGGCAUGGAAUUUGCGGGAAUAAUCCUCAGCACUCCGAGCGGCAUUAAAUCUCCGAAAUACAAAAUUGGUGAUCGUGUGUUCGGAGCUAGCCAAGGCGCCUACGCUACACAUGUCCUGGCCAAGGAGCAGUCGUUGUACCCUGUGCCUGAAGGAUGGAGCUUUGAAGACGCCGCCGGAUUGUUUGUUACGGUGCCUACAUCUUACGGUGGUCUUGUCCAUCGGGCCAAUGUUCAGAAGGGCGAUUGGGUACUUGUUCACGCUGCCGCCGGCGGUGUUGGGCUCGCCGCUGUGCAGAUUGCGAAGGCAAAAGGCGCGACGGUUAUCGCCACGGCAAGCACUGACAGGAAACGAGAGGUUGCCAAGUCGUUUGGGGCCGAUUACACGGUCGAUUAUCGGGAUCCCAAGUGGCCCGAUGCAGUGAAGAAGUUAUGCGCACAGCACCGAACGGGUAACGGUAAGGCUGGCGUUGACAUCGUCUAUGAUCCUGUUGGUAUGAUCGACCAGAGCCUAAAGUGUGUGGCUUGGAAUGCGCGGUUACUCGUGAUUGGGUUCGCAGCGGGAAAUAUUGAGAAAGUUGCAAUGAAUCGUGUGCUCCUGAAAAACGUGAGCCUCGUUGGGCUGCACUGGGGCCAAUACGCAAAUUUCGAGAAAGAGACCGUAGGCGUCGUUUGGGAACGGAUAUUUGAGUUGAUUAGACAAGGGAAGUUCAAGGGAAUCAGUUUCAAGGAUGAAACCUUUGUCGGCUUGGAAUCCGUGCCGAAGGCGUUACAGGCACUUGGCGGGAGGGAAACAUGGGGCAAAGUGGUGGUCCAAAUCUAUGAUAACGAUAAUUCCGAGGCCAAAUCAAAAUUGUAA